UUAACAUUGCUCACGGUUAUUCUCUCCAUGGGAACAUGUGAGCCCAAAAGUGAUUUGCUCCCAACAUUAGUCAGGUGCUCUCAAACCUCAGCUGCGUAGAGAAUCGCACCAGUAAUAUGAAGGUUAUGGGUCGGAUUAAAUCCUUUUGGAAAAUGUGAAACUUUUGGAAUUGCUUAAAUAUUGUUGGUCUACUCAAUAAUAGUUUCUUCAAAUGUCAUUUUAGAGUGAUGGCUAAUUUGAAAAUGGCAUGAUUUUUUUAAAUUUUAGGUUUGGCCAUAAUCUACUCUUCUCCUAUGCUACCAAAGAGUCCAAAACACAGUUGAAGCAGUCAGCAUGAGAGGGCUUCAUGGUAGAGAUCCAGGACUAUCCAGUGUUAGUUAACUUCUACUAGCAUUCUAUUGCAAAUCCUGCAUUCUGAUUGGCUAUAUUUGACUCUACUAGUUUUGUUGGAUUUCAGCACAGCCUUUGACACUGUUAAUCACAAGAUUUUGCUUGAAAGGCUGCAGCACGACAUUGGCAUUUCCGGAGUACCCCUGCAAUGAUUUAAGUCAUACUUGUCUAAUAGAAGUCAAAGGAUUGCAGUUCAGGGAAUGUUAUCUCGGCUUUUUGAUCUUGAUUGUGGCGUUCCCCAAGGUUCCUGCCGUGGCCCGUUGCUCUACGUCAUCUAUGCAUCAAAGUUGUUCAACAUCAUUGAGUGACAUCUUCCUGACGCGCACUGCUACGCUGACGAUUCUCAGUUAUAUCUAAGCUUUAGACUAGCGGAUGGAUUGUCAUCUCAGACUGAUGCCAUUCAAGGAAUGGAAAAAUGUAUAGAGGACAUGCGGCACUAGAUGGUUAGCGAUCGUCUAUUACUGAAUGAUGAGAUGACGGAAUUUCUGGUAAUUGGCACUUGUCAACAACUGAGCAAAUUCGCACCACUCCCUUUAAGAGUUGGAACAAUGGAUAUAGAACCCGGGAAUUGCAUAAGAAAUCUUGGUGCUUGAUUUGAUUCAAUGUUGUCUAUGGAAACUCAUAUCAACAAAGUAAGCAGGAUUAGAUAAUACCUGUCACAAGACUGUCUAGUGACUCUUAUCGAUGUGUUCGUCAUAGGUUGGCUGGACUAUUACAAUAGUGUCAUGUAUGGCCUCCCGCAGUGGCGGAUUUCAAAAUUACAGGGAAUACAGAACCCUACUGCUCGCAUUGCUCUUGACCUUAGUAAAUUCUGCCAUAUAACUCCUGCACUGCGACAACUUAACUGGCUACCUGACGUAAAGAGAAUUCAAUUCAAGAUCCUGCUUCUACCUUUCAAGGCUAUUCACAGUCUCUCUCCUCCCUACAUCAGUGAACUUAUAUCUGUCAAACCCAAAUCUACCUACGGUCUCCGCUCAAACAACAGUAUUCUGCUGCCUCCUCCUACACAGAAAAUGCUGCCUACACUUGGUGCUCGCUUCUUUGCUGCUGCUGCCCCUGUGCUUUGGAGCAAACUGCCUGCUGAUAUUAGAAAUGUUGCUUCCUAUUAAAUAGUUUUAAGAAAUCAAUCAAGACCUUUCUUUUCAAUUAAUCACUUUAAAUUUUUUUUUUUUUUUACUUUUUCUCCAUUCAAUAUUGUAUUUAAUUUUAUAUGAAAUUUUUGUAAAGCGCUUUCGAUCACAUCUGGAAAGAGUGCUAUAGAAAUUUUUAAUUUAUUAUUAUUAUUCAUUAUAACAACCGCCAAAAAUUACGCUAAAAAUGUGCGAAAGAAUACUUCUAAACCAAAUAGUUAAAAGGCUCACUUUUGGUUUCUAUCAAAUUUCUCAGAGUUUUGGUCCUUGAUGAAAUCUUGAGUUUCCUUUUAAUGUGAUUUAAUACCUCUUGUGGUACCAAGUCCAAUAUGCAUUGUCACCUUGCAUAACUGGCAGCUAUUAAAAACUUAUUCCUGCAGUAUAUUUGUUUAAUAAAUUAUUAUUAUCAUUAUUAUGAAAUGGAGGUUCAACAAGGAAAAAAGGUAAUGAAAUUUUUGGUCAGCAGUUGUUUUAUUGCUUGUUAUAAAGCGUGAGGGUUUGAGAUCGUGUAUAAUGUAAGCAGAAGGCAUGUGUUGAAUUCAGCAAUAAAAACAAUGCAGCCGAGAUU
Molecule: messenger RNA, 2088 nt
Organism: Porites lobata
Lineage: Eukaryota; Metazoa; Cnidaria; Anthozoa; Scleractinia; Poritidae
Source: the annotation of a GenBank genome assembly